CAUAGCGGCCACAUUUUUUGCUCGAUCACCAGAUCAGCUGUGCUUGGAACGUCCUUCCCCGUCUUUGCUGAGAGUAACAACUGUUUAACGUGGUUAAGAAUAUGCUGCUAGGACUCAUUGUGCAACGUUGCGGUAAAGAUUUCAAGGUCUACAGCUCAGUAGGCGACUUUGUCCUUGCCGUUUCCCAAUGCGACCCGGACUACAAUGUCGGGAAAUGGUUGGGGCUCAGGGUGGAGGGCAGAGAAAUACUUGACCACGGUCUCGCCCUCCUGCCCGACCUCCCCGAGGUGCGCAUUCGCAAUGGCAUGGCUGAGGUUUUGACGAGAGCUACAAUCCAAGAAAGCCAAGAGAAAAUAGCCUUAUGUGAAACGGCCGAGUUUGAUGUGAUUCCGCUGCUCUGCCCCCUGCCUAACAAUGUUGAUUCGUAUUGUGUAUUUCAAGUUUGGGCGCGGAGGCUGACCGGUGUCGAAAAGCAGCGCUUUGGUGGGUACAAGUGGGCUGCAAUUGAAUAUGUGAACGAAAAACAACGUAGUUUUCCUCCCAAAGAUGUGAUCGAAGACAAGGAAGUGGCUGGCAUCUCUUGGGAGCAGGAAAACAAGCAGAUGUAUCUUGAAGGAUUGAUUACGGGCGCAAGUAAAACGGGCGCUUACGUAUGGUCUCGAUGGAAUCACAAAAGCUUUGAAGGCGUUCUACAAUUUGGCAGCCCCAAGGAUGCAGCUGUCUUCAAACUGGGACAGUGGAUUCAUUUCCAUUUAUCAAAAAUCGAACUUCAAAGCGUUGGUUGCGGAGCCAAGUUCAAUAUACAUGCGUCGGCAUGCAAAUUAAUCAAGGCGAAGUUUCCGACACACAUUUCCGAGAGCUCAGUGAAGUUAACUUUGAAACUCUCGGUUCCUGUGACGCAUGUAUCGGGAACUGACAUAUACCAGGAGGACAUUGGUGUUCUCUCUGACCCGGAAAGGCUCCUAAAUGGCGGUCAAGACUACGACGCAACAAUAGUGAAAGUUCGACCGAAACCAUCGAGUAUCGAAUCACAGGCUGUGGAGUGGAAAAUUGUAUGUGCAAACCCAGAAGGGGAGAGUUGGGCUCCGCAUUUCUCCCGGAAAGUGACAAAGGUGAAAAGGCCGUUAUUUUCUGGGGUGGCGAAAACGCGACCUCUUCAAAGGAGUCCCACGCAGUCAUCUUCAAAAGCAGCCCCUACCCAAACUCCAGAAAAAGUCCCAGAUAAGAAGGACGAUGUGGUUGAUGAUCCCACACGCGUUGUGCCAAAACAGCUGGAUUUUACGGAGCGACAAAGAAUAGUGGCUUUAGCCAUGGUGGAGCAAGUAGCAGAGAAAGGACGAUAUCGCGUUUGGUUACUCGAGUACCACCGUGAAGCAGUGUUCAACACCACUCGAAUACUUGAACCUGGCCAUUUUUUCCAAGGAGUGUUCAAGCUUGGUGGCGGCUCCAAGGAUAAGUGUCAUGAUUACAUACAACCGAUACCACCGAUUCUUGAUGGUAAACUCACAGAAGAUGGCGAGAUCGAAGUGUACGUGAGCGUUUGGCACACGAACAGGAAGAAUGGUGCUCAUUACGUUGUUUAUCAUGAUUGCUUGGGUUGCGUGGAGGACACAUGCGAUUUGUUGAAGCAAGUCGAAGACAAAACACGCGUGUCUAUUGCAGCGAGGAGGAAACCAACUGCGAAUGAUAAUCGACUCAUUUGGCAAAUUGUCCAAGUGGUCGAAAGUGCUCUCAGCAGAGGCUCAUGAUUUGCUCUUCGCUCUCCUUUACCACUUUUCCAUCUUCUCUUCUUCUUCUUCUUCUUCUCUUCCGUUUCACGUUUUAACUGUAUUACAUAUGAAACUAGUUUCACUCGUAUAUGCAUUAUACUUGUAUAAGAUAUAUAUCACUCUUUAUUGCUAUCAUUAGUUUGUAUAUUCGGUUGUCUGAGACUCCUUUAGGAUUGUUUUUGCUCAUACUGGUCGGUGCGUAAGCGUCAAUAUAGUUCCAUAGAUUUGAUUUUCAGUUGAAAGAAAAAAAAAUUACCUUCUCAAAGUAAGGAAUUGCUUAGGUCUUCGUGAUGUAUAUACAGAAUUUUAUUGAAUUCAGCAAUAAAAAUACUUAAUUCGUAUGCCUGCACAUUACAGGUGUGAUGUCGUCGUGUGCCGAGAUUGUCGGCACCUCUCUGUAUCCAUAUCAUUUUGCGUGUAACUAGAUGUAAGAAUGCAUAAGCAUGACCUACAGUAGUAUGUUUGAAGUCCAGAUGCCUGUUGUGUUACUUUGCUUCGCCUAUCAUAUGCAGCAUUCUACCACUGUUCCACCGCAUGUCCUUUGACUCAAUAAAUCUGCUAGGUACU
This is a messenger RNA of Cylicocyclus nassatus, 2336 nucleotides long. The record is from the annotation of a GenBank genome assembly. Lineage: Eukaryota; Metazoa; Nematoda; Chromadorea; Rhabditida; Strongylidae.